GCAUUUGCUAUAAUGACUACUAAAGUUCCACCAGAUGGUGGAUAUGGAUGGGUGGUAACAUUUGCUUACGCCUUAAAUAACGUAGUUGUGCUUCCCCUUAUCGCUGGUUUUGGUCUAGUAUUUCAAGAGGCUUUUGAGGAGACAGAAAUAUCAGCAGCUCAGGGAACAUUAAUUAUUACCCUUAACCAUGGCAUUGGCAUGUUGCUUUCGUUCUUCGGAGGUCCAGUGCUUCGGAGAUGGGGUUACAGAAAAGUUGCUGUGUUUGGUGCAUUGAUGGUCUCUUCCGGACUUAUUUUGACUUCUAUGGCCAGCAACUUUUGGGUCUUCGUACUGUCGUAUAGUAUUAUUAAUUCAAUGGGAGUAGCCGCAGUCAUGGCUGCUUUCACUCUAGCAAUUAACUCAUAUUUCAAAGAGAAAAGAGGUAGAGCAAUAGGUGUCGGCAUGUCGAUUACAGGCUUAGGUACAAUCCUGAUGCCUAUGUUAAUGAGCGCUCUAAUGUAUUCUUAUGGUUGGAGAUACGCGGUACUAAUUUUGGGUGGUUUAUGUCUCCAUUCUUUUUCGGCUGCUCUCUUGUUGAGACCAGCAAAGUGGUAUUUAAAAGAGCCUACAGUUUUAGAAGAAAUGAAACCAUUGAAUAAAGAAAACAAUGAAGAAUUGAUCAAUGGUAGCGUUACAGCUUCAUCUAAACUAACUGAUUCUAUAUCUCUGGCAAAACAUGAAGAACCAAUAGAAAAUGGCGUGCACUCAAAAAGUUUGUCAAUGAGAUCUUUAAAGAACACCAAUAAUAUACAAACGAGGAACGCUGUUUCACAUCCAGAUAUAAGUAAAAAACCACCAGAUCCUCCGCUAUCGGAGUCACGUUAUAAAUGGUGGGAAUCUCAAGAGAUUAAUUUGGGAAGUUCUAUUAACAUAUUCUACGAAGAAGAUAAUAUUAAACAGCUUAAAGCAAAACAAAAUGAGAUUUACAUCAAUGAAGAUGAAAAACCUAAAAGUAUCUGGAAUAGAUUCAUUGAUUUCUUCGAUUUAACUUUAUUAAGUGAUCCUAUAUUCGUCAACAUCAUGUUUGGUCUGUCAAUGGCUGCGUGUGUGGAAAUAAAUUUUUCCUUACUAUUACCAAUAAUCCUGAAGGACAUGUUAAAAUUUGAGACGGCUGAUAUAGCAAAACUUAUGGCUGUUAUAGGAUUUUCAGAUACAUUGUUCCGCUUUGUGUCUCCCUUUAUUGGUGAAUGGUGUCACAAACCACCAAGAGUGAUGUAUUUAAUUAGCUUAAUUAUGAUAAUCUUCAUUCGUAGCCUGAUGCUGGUUACUACGUCUUUCACGGGGAUGUUAUUCGUAUCGUUGGCCAUUGGAGUGACGAAAGGCGUUCGCACUGUAUAUAUGAACAUCGUUAUCCCGAGCUACGUACCCUUGGAGCGACUGCCCUUCGCAUCUGGCAUACAGAUGUUCUUCAACGGAAUCGUGAUUAUUACCCUUGGAUCAUUACUAGGUCGCAUGCGAGAGGCUUCGGGCACAUACAGGCUGCCUAUAAUAGUGUUAAACUUCGUUACAUUUGUCACCGUCGCGAUGUGGAGUAUGGAAUUCUUGUAUUUUAGAAUAAGAAAGAAAACUUCAGAUGAAACUAUUGCUGCUUAAAUAUUCUUUAUGUUUACGAAAUGUUGUAUGUAUUUUUGUCUGCGGUUCCUCUGGUAUUGCUGAUGUCCAAGGGCGUUGAACACCUCGUUCCCCCUACUCGUUUGCCCCCUUCUGUUAUAUUAUAAAAAAUAUUUCCCAAAUUUCUAUGUAGAUUUAAGAUGUUUGUAAAUAAAAUUGUAAUUUUAAUUGUUUUAA
Molecule: messenger RNA, 1827 nt
Organism: Papilio xuthus (Asian swallowtail)
Lineage: Eukaryota; Metazoa; Arthropoda; Insecta; Lepidoptera; Papilionidae
Product: monocarboxylate transporter 9
Exons: 6
Coding region: 13-1632 (539 amino acids)
Biological process (GO): transmembrane transport; monocarboxylic acid transport
Molecular function (GO): monocarboxylic acid transmembrane transporter activity
Source: RefSeq, a predicted model, not a curated record